GUGGACUCCGCCUCAGUGCAGCAUUAGCAUACUCGUAUAUAUAAAUGGCGCUUAUUCAGUCUAUUAGUCCUUUGGUUUUAAUCCUCCAUCAGUAUUGAUGAAGUCUGUUGUGGUUGUUUUGCUCCUAGCGGCUGUGGCAUGCAGCAGAGCUGACAAUAAGAUCGUCGGAGGGUACGAGUGUCCGCCUCACUCCCAGCCCUGGCAGGUGUUUCUAAGCAAAGAUGAUGGAGAACGGUGGUGCGGUGCAUCCUUAAUCAGCGACAGGUGGGCAGUGUCUGCUGCUCACUGUUACCUGCCGGCCUCUCGUCUUGCUCUCCACCUGGGAGAGCACCAUUUGUUCGAAGAUGAAGGCACAGAGCAGAGGAUCUGGGCAGAGAAAGCCAUACCUCACCCUGACUACAACCAAAACACAGUGGACAAUGACUUCAUGCUGGUCAAGCUGAGUGAGCCUGCCGUUUUCAAUGAGUAUGUGCAGCCAAUACCCCUGGCAACCACAUGUGCAAAGGAAGGGGAGCAGUGCCUGGUAUCUGGAUGGGGUAAUCAGAUCAACACUGGAGUGGACUAUGCAACCGUACUCCAGUGUCUGGACCUACCUGUGAUCGCACGCUCAGACUGUGAGGCUUCUUAUACAGGUCAAAUCACAGAGAACAUGUUCUGUGCUGGUUUCAUGGAGGGAGGCAAAGACUCCUGCCAGACUGACUCAGGUGGUCCUCUUGUGUGCGAUGGCAAGCUGCAGGGGGUUGUAUCCUGGGGCAAUGGAUGUGCAUUCCCUGGCAAUCCUGGCGUUUAUGCUGAAGUCUGUCGCUAUAUCGACUGGGUCAAAGACAUCAUGGCCAACAACUAGGAGUGAAAGUCAGUUACAGUGUUUCACAUCCAGUUUGGACCUCAUUCAAUAAAGUUAUAUGGUCAAGCAAAA
Messenger RNA from Pygocentrus nattereri (red-bellied piranha), 916 nucleotides. RefSeq names its product trypsin-2-like. The transcript is spliced from 5 exons. Gene Ontology annotation, molecular function: serine-type endopeptidase activity. Gene Ontology annotation, biological process: proteolysis. The record is from RefSeq and is a predicted model, not a curated record. The coding region runs from base 98 to 844 and encodes 248 amino acids. Lineage: Eukaryota; Metazoa; Chordata; Actinopteri; Characiformes; Serrasalmidae.